UUAUUACUUGAAGGACCAGCAGUGUGAGGCAGCCACUGGAAUUUAAAAUUGUAAUUGUAAUAGUAAUAGUAAUGGGGCUGAUGCAGGCUGGGUUUUUAUUUCUGCUGUUUUGGUCUGCCUGUUUUCAGUUUAUAGAUAAAGCUGAGUAUGGUGUGUUUGGGCAAGAUCCUGAAUUAGACCAGGAAAAAAUGGAGACAGUGGCAGAUGAAGAUGAAACGGAAGAUUCUGCACCUCAACUCAAGAGGAGUGCAUCACAUGGAGAUCUUUCAACACCUGAAGCAAUGAAGUUACCCAAGUAUCUCAAUGUCCCAGCCUCCUAUGACCAAAAGCAGCUUUUCAAGCCAGAAAGAGGAGUCAGGCCCCUUCCUGAAUGGGCCAGGAAAAUAUUGCUUGCUAGUGCUCCUGCUGCUCCUGUAACUGGAGGAGCAGAAAUGGGCAGAGACAAUGUGGUUGAAAUUUUGUGCCAUGUGGAUAAAAUGUACGUAAGAAUCAGGAAAAGGGUCUUCAAAUCCAGAGAUGCAUACAAAUAUUUGAAACUAGGUACAUGCCCCGUUAACCAAGAAAAUGAGCACUAUUACUACUUUCUCUACUCUUUUGUAACUGGCUGUGGAUUCAAGAAAGAGAGUCAUGCAGAUUACUUGUCCAUCAGCAAUGUUCUCCGCUUCAGACAAACCACUCCAGUUUUAAGGGAAAUGCCAUUUGAAAUUCCUCUGCAGUGUCGGUUUCCCAGGUUCUUUCACUCAUACAAAGUUGGCUUCCACCCCAAACUGCGAGGAGGAACAGUUUUCAGAGCACUGAAACAAAAAAGAAUGUUCAGCCUCACCCUUGUAGAUGCGUCUGGAAAUAAUGUCACUGGGACCAAAAUCUACACCUUGGGACAGUCUAUGUACUUUGAGGCCAGUGUACUUUACACCACAGCAAGCUCUAGAAAUAAAAGGCUCUACAUCAACAAGUGCUUCAUGACCCCUUCCAGCAACCCAGACUCAAAUCUUAAAUAUACAGUCGUUGACAACAAUGGCUGUAUGAUUGAUGGCAAGGUGAUGCUACAGUCAAAGUUCCUUACUGGUAGCUCGAAGAUGGUGCAGAGAUUGACUGUGGGAGCUGUCAUCUUCAAGGACUCUGCUUCCAUGAUCUCAUCACAGGAACAGUACUUGCACUGUGAGAUCUUUAUGGGGUCACCUACUCCAACUCGUAAUUCGAAGGCUUGUAACUAUGAUCCAGUGACUGGAAGCUGGAAAGAGCUCUACGGGUAUGACACUGUGUGCGCUUGUUGUGAAUCAACUUGCUCGCCACCACAGCAAAGGGCUUCUAGGAAGAUAAUCUCAAGUCACUCUUGGAUGGUUGACUUGACCAGUGAAGAUGAACAUGUAAAGUCUGAGCCCAAGAUGAAGUCCCGUGAUGCUGGCAUGUUCAACUUGGAUGACUCGGAUACAGGAAAAACAUAAGGACUUCCUAAACAAUUGGGACCAAUAAUUUAAUGUUUAAAUGAUCAGAAUUGUUUUAAAAAUAGCGGCUUUAUUUCUUGAACUCUGCACAGUAUGCCAUUUAUGAAUGUACAACAACUUGUUUACUGUCAACGGUUCAAUUGAAAAUUAAAACUCUAAAUUGCACUGUC
Molecule: messenger RNA, 1615 nt
Organism: Maylandia zebra (zebra mbuna)
Lineage: Eukaryota; Metazoa; Chordata; Actinopteri; Cichliformes; Cichlidae
Gene: zp3c
Product: zona pellucida glycoprotein 3c
Biological process (GO): egg coat formation; positive regulation of acrosome reaction; binding of sperm to zona pellucida
Cellular component (GO): extracellular matrix
Molecular function (GO): acrosin binding
Source: RefSeq, a predicted model, not a curated record